AUGAGCUGCGUCGUCUUCGGCUCCUUCGUCGUCUGGUACCUCGCGGCGUUCUCGAUCUCCUGCUUCAAGGCGCUGACCCUGGUCAUCAAUAAAGGGCUGAGGUUGCGGCUCUACGGAUUGACCCUCGUCGUGAUGAUCACCUUGCCUUUGCAGCUCGUCUGCCUCGAGUUCUCCGUCUUGUGGACCCCGCGGGACGAGCCGUACGCCGUGUUGUCGAUGUUCAUCUUCCUCGCGGCCUUCGUCAUGGCGGCGGCUGGGGAAGGGAUCCUAGUGAUUCGGCCGAUCGCCGAUUCGUUGGCUGCCGAUCAGGAGAUUCAAUUGGGUUCGGGUCGGGCGAUUCAGCGGGGUUCGAGCCAGGCCGCGGUGGUGGUGUUGCCGACGGUGACGACGGAGGAGGAGAAAGCCAUGGUGGUGGUUGGAACGGCGACGGAGGAAACGACGGCGGAUCGGAGUAGUCAUAGUGUACAGGUGUAA
Molecule: messenger RNA, 474 nt
Organism: Linum trigynum
Lineage: Eukaryota; Viridiplantae; Streptophyta; Magnoliopsida; Malpighiales; Linaceae
Source: the annotation of a GenBank genome assembly